AUGUCUACCGUGAAGAGCAAGGUACCUACCUCCAAAACACACAAGUGCAAGGAGAACGAGAAGUGUGAAGACCGCCCCACCGGCCCCGUGUGUGUGCCACGUACCUGCGCCGACAUCAAGUGCGCCGCCGGCGAGCUCUGCAAUGAUCUGCCCGAUGGCCCCGACUGCGUGCCAGAUGUGCCGUCGUGCAAGGACUUCUUCUGUCGCCGCGGCACCAACUGCUACAUCCGUGAUGGCUCCCCCGUCUGCCUGCCCAACACGUGCGAGGUGCGCGUGUGCGCGCGGGGCCUGAGCUGCAUCGACACACCGAGUGGCGCCCUUUGCCGCAAGGGCCAGUCAAAACUUGGCUGCGAACGCAGAUACUGUCCGGCCAACACCAAGUGUGUCGACACGGAGCCUAUGGGCCCCCACUGCGCCAAGAUCUAAGUCGCCACCGCAACCACCAUCCGCCGUGGGCCGCGCUCGCCGCUGCGCCAUUUUUGCCGCGUGUUUGGGUGGCUGUCACGCCUGCCAGCCGCAAACGUGCAGAAAUACAGAUCACGCCACUUC
Molecule: messenger RNA, 549 nt
Organism: Pollicipes pollicipes
Lineage: Eukaryota; Metazoa; Arthropoda; Thecostraca; Pollicipedomorpha; Pollicipedidae
Product: putative spore coat protein DDB_G0283555
Exons: 5
Coding region: 1-426 (141 amino acids)
Source: RefSeq, a predicted model, not a curated record